AUGGCCUCUCAAACAGUGGCUGCCCUCCAAGACGAGGUGAACCGCCUCAAGAUCCAACUCCAGUCGCUCACAGAGGAGGAUAGCUCCCAGAAAAUCCGCGUCGGCGACUACCUACUCGCCAGGCUCGAGCAACUUGGCGCUAAUUCCAUGUUCGGAGUACCGGGAGACUUCAAUUUAGGAUUCUUGGAUCUAGUCGAAGAUCAUCCUAGCAUCGAAUGGAUCGGGAACUGCAAUGAGCUGAAUGCAGCGUAUGCCGCAGAUGGCUACGCCCGAGUCAAGUCAAAUAGCAUUGGUGUUAUCCUUACAACGUUCGGUGUUGGCGAACUCAGCGCGAUGAACGGUAUUGCUGGAGCUUUCUCCGAGAUGGUACCUGUCUUGCACAUAGUCGGCGUUCCCAGCACUGUCCAACAGAAGUCCAAACCCAUGCUUCACCAUACCCUUGGAGACGGACGAUUCGAUGCUUACGAAAAGGCGGCUGAACAAUUCACCAUCUCGCAGGCCAUACUUAAGGAUCCUAACGCCGCCGCCGCCGCCGAAAUAGAUCGUGUGCUGACAGAUUGCAUCACCAGCGCCCGCCCAGUGUAUCUCACCCUCCCUACUGAUCUCGUGUAUACCAAAAUAUCCUCUGCCCAGCUCAGGAUCCCCUUGUCCCGCUCCCCUCCUCCCAACGAUCCCGACGUCGAGAAAUUCGUGCUCGACGAGAUAGUCAAGCUCGUGGAAGCGGCUGACAAUGAUGCCAUAUUCCUCGUAGAUGCUUGUGCAAUACGACAUGACGUACGGGACGAACUCGACGAAAUGAUCAGGAAGACGGGUUUCCCGGUAUAUUCGGCACCUAUGGGCAAGACUGCUGUCAGUGAACAGUAUGAGCGUUAUGGCGGUAUAUAUGUGGGCUCCAUCAGCCACCCAGAGAUCAAGGAGAAAGUCGAAUCUGCGAAACUCAUCAUUAGUAUCGGUUCUCUCAAGACCGAUUUCAACACUGGCAACUUCACAUACAGCAUCCCCACCGACAACAUCAUUGAGCUUCAUUCCACUUGGACUAAGGUUCAAUAUGCGGACUUCGCCCAUGUUGGCAUGAAGGAACUCAUCCCCAAGCUUUCUGCGCGAUUACACCCAUACCAGGAAGGCGCACGUCAAUACGACGUACCGAAAUUCGUAGCCGACGUUCCGAAGGAAGACAACGACGUAAUCUCCCAAGCAUGGUUCUGGCCUACCAUGAAUACGUUCUUCCGACCGCAAGACGUUAUCGUCGCAGAAACCGGGACAUCGAGCUUCGGGAUAUUGGAUGUCCCAUUACCCGAGAAGUCAAUUUUCGUCAGUCAGAUUUUGUGGGGGAGCAUCGGAUGGAGUGUUGGGAGUACACUUGGAGCUGCUCUUGCAGCGCGCGAUCUGGGCCUUGGACGUACCAUCCUCUUCGUCGGCGACGGCAGUUUGCAGUUGACCGUGCAAGAACUUUCCUCGAUGAUGCGUCGCGGUGUCAAGCCCAUCGUAUUCGUACUGAAUAACGAGGGGUAUACGAUCGAACGGUUCCUCCAUGGUUGGGAGCGGCAGUACAAUGACAUCAACAACUGGAAGUGGACUUCGCUGCUCUCCACACUGGGCGACGCAGACGGCGUCCUGUCGAAAUCGUACACCGUAAACAACAAGCAGGAGCUAACAGCGCUGCUGGGCGACGCAGAGUUUGCCAAGGCAGACAAGAUGCAGCUUGUUGAGGUGAUGAUGCCGAAGCACGAUGCACCGCGAGCGCUGCAGGUGCAAGCCGAGCUCAGUGGCAAGACAAACAAGUAUGUGGGUGGGUCGUAA
This is a messenger RNA of Pleurotus ostreatus (oyster mushroom), 1800 nucleotides long. It is a transcript of the gene PDC1, whose product is annotated as Pyruvate decarboxylase 1. The record is from RefSeq and is a predicted model, not a curated record. Bases 1 to 1800 code for a protein of 599 amino acids. Gene Ontology annotation, molecular function: thiamine pyrophosphate binding; magnesium ion binding; carboxy-lyase activity. The transcript has 14 exons. Lineage: Eukaryota; Fungi; Basidiomycota; Agaricomycetes; Agaricales; Pleurotaceae.